AUGCCCGGCAACCUUGCUGGUGGCAGCAACCCCACGCCGCCGCCGCCGCUCAACAUCACCGCCAUCUCGGCCGCGUCCAACGCGUCCACGCUCGAGUGCUGGCAGUUCGGCCCCCUGCCCGCCGCGUCGGCGCCGGGCGUCUCUGGCGCGGCGGCGCUGCUGCUUCUGGGCGGCGCCGCGAGCAGCGUCAGCUACACCGUCCUCCCCGACGCGCCGCGCCUGCAGCUCGUCGUAUUCCUGUGGGGGCUGGCGCGCAUCACGCUGCCGUCAUCAUCGGCCGACGGCAACGACACCGCCGCCAGCUUCGACGUCAGGGGCGGGCGGAACGGCAUCAUCGUCGCCGCCGACACAAGGGACGUGUCCGGGCUGGGCCACACGACCGACUACCCCGGCGACGAGCCCACUGUUGUCCUGCAGAUGCCGAUAGCUGCGGGCCGGCUGGGCUUUGGGAGGUAUUCGGUUUUGCAUGAGGGGCCCUGUACCGAGGAGAUGUCUGGGCUUUGAUCUGGUGAACUAGCGCGAUCUGUUCAAGAAGUGGCUUUUUCCGAGUAAAUACUU
Molecule: messenger RNA, 558 nt
Organism: Gaeumannomyces tritici R3-111a-1
Lineage: Eukaryota; Fungi; Ascomycota; Sordariomycetes; Magnaporthales; Magnaporthaceae
Exons: 2
Coding region: 1-504 (167 amino acids)
Source: RefSeq, a predicted model, not a curated record